UUUACCUCCCAUUCAUCAUCAAAAUCCCCAAUUGGAUAAUAAUGCCCAAAAGACAUCAAUCGUUAACAUACGACAAUAAUUGAAUAGGGAAAAAGAAGAAGAAGAAGAAGAAGAAUAAUGUGGGCAUCACGUUGCUUACACCUACUUACAAUUAGUAGUCUCCACGUCCAUAAACAAUCCUCCCAUGGCGGAUCCAAAUUCCAAUCCAUCCAUAUAUAAACACCACAUCUCCCCCACAAACCCAUCACUCAAUCUCAUCAUCAACAAUCUAAGCAUCCAUUCCCACAACCUCCAGACCCAAAAAAAAAAAAAAAAUGGCGCCCACUCGCAGCCACCUCAUCAUCACCAUCUUCUCCCUCCUCCUCCUCCUCCUCCUUCUCAACACAAUUUCCGCCGAACCCCAAUACCACCAUCCCGCCGCCGCCGCCGCCGCCACAACUCCCCCGCCGAAGACACAAUCCGACGUCGUGGUGGAAGGAGUCGUCUACUGCCAGAGCUGCCACAACGCCGGCUCCUGGUCCCUGACCGGCGCCAGGCCGGUCCCAUCGGCCAGGGUCAGCGUCACGUGCGUGAACUCCCGCCGCCACGUGAGCUUCUACAGGACCUACCAGGCCGACGAGCACGGCUACUUCUACGCCCAGCUCGUUGGGCUCAAGCUCAGCCACGGGAUUCUGGACCACCCGCUCCAGGCCUGCAAAGUGAAGCUGGUCUCUUCACCGCUAGAGAGCUGCAACGUGCGGACCAAUUUGAACUACGGGAUCGACGGGGCCGGGUUGCGGUUCGAGAGCAAGGUGUUGAGGUCCGCGAGCUAUGAGGCUGUGGUCUACGCGGCUGGGCCCUUGGCUUUCCGGCCCACCGAGUGCCCUGCCCAAGUUGAUGAAGAUGACGUGAAUCGUGGUUGAUUGAUUUUUAACGACCCUUCAAUGUUUUUUUGACUUUUUGUUAUGGGAUUUUUCGGGGUUGGACUUGUGUUUUUUUUUUCUUUCCUUUUUCUGUUUUGAGUUGUGUAUCAGGAACAAAUUUUAAAGGCUAUGCGGAUGCAAGAUAUAUAAUUUUCUGAUCAUGUUGUACACUUGUACUGGUUGAUUAUUUCGUGUGAAAAACUAAUUGGUUUUAUCAAUUUUUUCUUUCUAUCAAUAUUAGUUAUGUAUGAAUCUGCUCUUUCAAACGAAAGUAAAUUCAUUACAAGUCGUGAGAAUUGAGACGUGUGACAUGGUGAGAUUGGCAAAUGAUAGGAAUUUAGAGAUUUAGAACAGAAUUGGAGAUUGAGAUUGAGAAUUUGGAGAAGAAUAGAAAGAAUGGGUGUCG
Molecule: messenger RNA, 1308 nt
Organism: Linum trigynum
Lineage: Eukaryota; Viridiplantae; Streptophyta; Magnoliopsida; Malpighiales; Linaceae
Source: the annotation of a GenBank genome assembly